UGAGCCCAACAAACGCACACACUCACGCAGGGGCUAUGUUCUGGCUUCUGAGCCCAGGCGGCUGGUCUCAGCGGCAUCCAGGCCUCUUACGGGCUGCCCUGCUCCCGGGGUGCCCCUGAACCCAGAAACCUGGGGGUGGUGGGAGGGAAGGGAGUGUCUGCUUGGCUCUCGAGGGAGCCCCCAGUGACUGCAGCAGGAUGGGUGGGCGGCCCUCGAGCCCCCUGGACAAGCGGCAGCAACAGCACCUGAGAGGCCAGGUGGACACCAUGCUGAGGGACUUCCUGCCCUGCUACCGCGAGCAGCUGGCGGCCUCUGUCCUGCGACAGAUCUCCCGUGAGCUGGGGCCCCAGGAGCCCGCCGGAUGCCAGCUGAUGCGCAGUAAAAAGCUUCCCCGAGUCCGUGAGCACCAAGGGCCUCUGACCCAGCUGUGGGGCCACCCGCCUCGGUGGCAGCCGAUCUUCUGUGUCCUGCGGGGGGAUGGCUGCCUGGAGUGGUUCAGCCAUAGGGAGGAAUAUGAGAAUGGGGGCCAUCCCCUCAGCUCCGUGGCCUUGACAGGGUAUACUGUCCUGACUUCCCAGCGUGAAUAUCUCUGCCUGUUGGAUGCUCUCUGCCCAGUCCCCUCAGGAGAGUAUACCCAGAAAGAGCCCGAACCCCUCCUGGAAAUGCCCGUGAACUUCCCCCUGUUCCUGCAGCACCCCUUCCGCCGGCACCUCUGUUUCUCCGCGGCCACGGGGGAAGCGCAGCGGGCUUGGAGGCUGGCCCUCCAGGGUGGCAUCCGGCUCCGUGGGACAGUCUUGCAGCGCAGUCAGGCCCCCGCAGCCCGUGCCUUCCUGGACGCCUUAAGACUCUAUCGGCAGCGCCGAGGCCACUUUGGCGAGGACGACGUGACCCUGGGCUCGGAUGCCGAGGUGCUGACCGGGGUGCUGCUGCGGGAGCUGCUGCCGGCGCUGCGAGCCCAGACCCUGCCCGGCCUGCGGGGGGCCAGCCGCAACCGUGCCUGGGCCUGGACCGAGCUCCUAGACGCAGUCCACGCUGCCGUCCUGGCCGGGGCCUCCGCCGGGCUCCGCGCCUUCCAGCCGGAAAAGGACGAACUGCUGGCGGCCCUGGAGAAGACCAUCCGCCCGGACGUGGACCAGAUCCUGCAGCUGCGGGCGCGCGUGGCGCGGAGGCUGCGGGGGGAGGUCGAGGGCCCCCUGGAGACCUGCCUGCGCGGGAGGGUGGACACACAGCUGUCCCGGGUCACGCAAAAGCUGCUGAGCACCGUGGAAGCCGUGCUCUCAACAGUGCAGACCCUCCUAGCCCAGGGCACGGACCGCCUGUCUCGCCACCUGCGUGGGAGCCCCUCUAGCACCCGCUUGCGCAAGGAGGUUUACUCAUUUGGGGAGAUGCCAUGGGACUCAGAGCUGAUGCACGCCUGCUACCGUGAGGCUGAGCGAAGCCAGAAGCGCCUGGGGCAGCUGGUGGCGCCAUUUGGCUUCUUUGGCACACGAAGCCUGGUAUUUGGGGCCCAGGAUCUCGCACAGCAGCUUAUGGCUGACGCCGUGGCCACCUUCCUACAGCUGGCGGACCAGUGUCUGACCGCAGCCCUGGACUGCACCCAGGCUGCCCAGCAGUUGGAGAAAGUCAGGGGGCGUGUGCUGAAGAAGUUCCAGUCGGACAGCAGCUCAGCGCGGAGGAGGUUCAUCCGUGGAUGGUUGCUCUGUAUCUUCUCGCCCUUUGUGUUGAGCCAGCUGAAGAGUAGCUGCAAAGCGGAGCUGCCUGAGUUCGAAGGGGAGGUCCUCGCCGUGGGUAGCCCGGCCCUGACCAUCGAGGGUAUCUAUGAAGACAUUGUCCGGGGGGUCCUGCUGCAGAGGAUUGAUGGAGAACUGAAAAAGGCCCUUGGUGUCGGUGACAUGUCCUGCACUCUGGAUGGCUGCUCGGAGGCCCCGUGGGACCCGACAGGAGCAGACGAGGAAACUGAGGCUCAGAGAGGGACUUGUCCCAGGCAACCGGGCUCUGGUGCCGAGGUCCAGCCGCUCUGCUCACGGCCUCCUCCAGGAACAUCCACAGCUGCGUCUCGACCGCAUCUCUCUUCGUUCCCAUCAGACAAAUAAGUCAAAGCAUCCAUACCAUUUCAAGGCUUUUAUUUUUCUUUUAUUAUUAAAAUUUUUUUUU
Messenger RNA from Neofelis nebulosa (Clouded leopard), 2154 nucleotides. RefSeq names its product niban apoptosis regulator 3 (gene NIBAN3). The coding region runs from base 198 to 2093 and encodes 631 amino acids. NCBI's taxonomy places the organism in Eukaryota, Metazoa, Chordata, Mammalia, Carnivora, Felidae. The record is from RefSeq and is a predicted model, not a curated record. The transcript has 15 exons.